Didymodactylos carnosus is the source of this 276-nucleotide messenger RNA. The record is from the annotation of a GenBank genome assembly. Lineage: Eukaryota; Metazoa; Rotifera; Eurotatoria; Philodinida; Philodinidae.
AUGGUGAUGAAAGGAUUGUCAUGGGCAACGUUGAAAGCCAAUUAUUCAUUGGUACCAUUAUUUGGUGUGGUUGUUCUUGGUGGUGCAUUAGCUGCUGGUCAUGCAGUACGUAGUUUAAUGUAUUCGACAGAUGUCAAAGUUAAUCGUCGAAAUCCUGAACGCUCAUGGGACGCGGCUCUGAACGACGACGGUACAUAUAAACCACAAAAAUAUGUUCGUAUGCAUGAUUACAAAAAAUUGAAACGUAGCGAAUGGGAGCCAGAAUUAAAUAAUUAA